Messenger RNA from Durusdinium trenchii, 3975 nucleotides. NCBI's taxonomy places the organism in Eukaryota, Dinophyceae, Suessiales, Symbiodiniaceae. The record is from the annotation of a GenBank genome assembly.
AUGCUGUGCUUUGCGCUGGUGUGCUUUGAGGCGCAACUUCAGGAGGAGAAAGAGAGGCGAGCUGUGGAGCAACAGCGUUUGAAGGCGCGACAGCCUCGAGAACGCACCAGGGAAGCCUUUCAGAAGCUCAAGGACGAAAGCAAUGCAAAGGUCCAAUCCGUGCAACAGGAGUUGGAGGCCGAGAAGGCCCAAGCACAGGCGCUGGGAGCGCAACCGCGCGCGGAGGUCGGUGGGUUCCGCCACCUAGGAAUUGCAGACGGUCAAGUCCCAGGUGGAAAAGGAGAGGGCCUGGACAGUGCCAUCGGUCGACUCGUCAAGUUCGAGGCUCAAAGCGCCGAGAUCGAGCGCCUGACGGAAGAAGCAGCGCAGGCCCGAAGUGCUUCAGCCAGGGCCGGAGAAGAGCAACAGCGACAAGAGCUUGACGGCCUCAAAGCAGAAGCAGCACAGGUGCAGCAGCUCAAAGACAAGCUUGCAGAACUCGAGGCUCAAAGUGCUGCCUCUGCUGGUGCUGCUGCUGAGCAAUAUCGGCUGGAGAUUGAGCGGCUGAAAGAAGAAGCGGCACAGGCUCAACGUGCUGCCUCUGCUGAUGCUGAUGUCGCUGCAGAGCAAUAUCGGCUGGAGAUUGAGCGGCUGAAUGAAGAAGCGGCGCAGGUACCUCAACUGCGAGAAAAGCUUGCAGAAGUUGAGGCCCAAAGUGCUUCAGCCAGAGCUGCAGCAGAGCAACAUGAGCAAGAGCUGCAUAGUCUCAGAGCAGAAGCAGCACAGGUGCAGCAGCUCAAAGACAAGCUUGCAGAACUUGAGGCUCAAAGUGCUGCCUCUGCUGAUGCUGAUGUCGCCGCAGAGCAAUAUCGGCUGGAGAUUGAGCGGCUGAAAGAAGAAGCGGCGCAGGUACCUCAACUGCGCGAAAAGCUUGCAGAAGUUGAGGCCCAAAGUGCUUCAGCCAGAGCUGCAGCAGAGCAACAUGAGCAAGAGCUGCAUAGUCUCAGAGCAGAAGCAGCACAGGUGCAGCAGCUCAAAGACAAGCUUGCAGAACUUGAAGCUCAAAGUGCUGCCUCUGCUGAUGCUGAUGUCGCCGCAGAGCAAUAUCGGCUGGAGAUUGAGCGGCUGAAAGAAGAAGCGGCGCAGGUACCUCAACUGCGCCAGAAGCUUGCUGAAGUUGAGGCCCAAAGUUCUUCAGCCACUGCUUCAGCUAAUGCCGCAGCAGAGCAGCAUCAGCAGGAACUGGAGAGUCUCAGAGCAGAAGCAGCGCAGGUGCAGCAACUCAAAGACCAGCUUGCAGAACUUGAGGCUCAAAGUGCUGCCUCUGCUGAUGCUGAUGUCGCCGCAGAGCAAUAUCGGCUGGAGAUUGAGCAGCUGAAAGAAGAAGCGGCGCAGGUACCUCAGCUGCGGGAGAAGCUUGCUGAAGUUGAGGCCCAAAGUGCUUCAGCCACUGCUUCAGCUAAUUCCGCAGCAGAGCAGCACCAGCAGGAACUGGAGAGUCUCAGAGCAGAAGCAGCGCAGGUGCAGCAGCUCAAAGACCAGCUUGCAGAACUUGAGGCAAAAUGUGCUGCCUCUGCUGAUGCUGAUGUCGCCGCAGAGCAAUAUCGGCUGGAGAUUGAGCGGCUAAAAGAGGAAGCGGCGCAGGUACCUCAACUGCGGGAGAAGCUUGCUGAAGUUGAGGCCCAAAGUGCUUCAGCCACUGCUUCAGCUAAUUCCGCAGCAGAGCAGCAUCUGCAGGAACUGGAGAGUCUCAGAGCAGAAGCAGCGCAGGUGCAGCAGCUCCGCGACAAACUUGCUGAACUGGAGGCUCAAAGUGCUGCCUCUGCUGGUGCUGCGGAGCAACACCAGCAAGAGAUAGAGCACCUCAAAGCGGAGGCAGCCCAGGUGCUUCAACUGCGCGAAACACUGGCGGAAGUUGAGGCCCAGAGUGCUUCAAGUGAUGCCAUGGUACAGCAGCUCAGAGACAAGCUUGCUGAAGUGGAGGCGCAGAGCGCCUCUGCUUCUGCUGCUGGUGAGCAAUACCAGCAAGACAUAGAGCGCCUCAAAGCGGAAGCAGCGCAGGUGCCUCCAUUGCGGGAGAAGCUGGCGGAGCUAGAGGCGCAAAGUGCUGCAGCUGGUUCUGCCGCGGAGCAGCAGCGCCAUGAGAUUGACAGUCUCAAAGCAGAAGCAGUGCAGGUGCCGGAGCUGAAGGAGAAGCUAGCGAAAGCGGAGGCCAUGGGCGAAGCGGCCAGAGAGGCUGCAGCUCAGGCAGUGAAGAAGCAGAAGGAGGCGGAGCGGGUGCGUUCGGCGGAGGCCCAGGCCUGGCAACAGGCCGAGGUGGCCUUGGACUCGGCCAAGGUUGAGAAGGAGAACCUGCAGAAGACGGUGGAUAAGCUCCGAGCAGAGCUCUCGCAAGCCACGCAGGCGACGCAGCUCGCUUCCCGAGAUCCCAAGGAGGUGCCGAAUCAGGACGAAGCCGAGCUGGCGCAGCUGCAAGAGCUGCAGCAGGAACUCCAAGGCGCGAAGGAGGCCUCCAGAGUCGAGGCGGAGCACGGCCGCGAGCUGGCGCUGAAGGCGCAGGAGGCCCAGCGACGAGAACUUCAGCUCCAAGAGCAGUUGCAACUCUCUGCCAGCGAGGUCUCGCAACUGAAGGCGCAGGUCUUGGAGCUCGAGGCAGGCUUGGAGCUUGCUAGGGAGGCCGCUCUGCAGGCGGAUGCAGAGGCCAAGCAGAAGCAGGCCCUGCGCGAGGAGUGCGCACAGGGGGUGUCAAGGCGCGGACAUGCCGCGCACAACGCGCACGCCUUCGUUGAGAUGCGCAACGCGCAAGCCUUGCUCAAACGCCUGAAUUCCAGAUCUGUGCCGAACGCAGAGGCGCUGACGCUCCUCCCGAAGUUGCUGAAGCGCAAGGUGCUGCGCUCACCCAAGGAGGUCACCAAAGCUGUCAUCUCCUUGUACAAACGUGGCCUCUAUCGAGAGGCGGCGCAGUUCGCGCUGGAUGCGUGCCUCUGGGGCGAGGAAGGCGAAGAGACGCUGGGACCCAGCGCGGAUGGCGCCAAGGCUGCCAAGGCCAAGCUGGUGGAGGGAAACACCUUGAUUUGCAGCAGUGCCCUGCGUGCGUGUGGCGUACGUCAGGGCUGGCAGAUGGCGUUGCAACUCCUCGAGCGCGCGCAGGAUGCUCACAUCCAGUUAGAUGCCCGUGCACAAGACAACGCCGUGGUGGCCUUGGCCUCCAGUGGUCGCCCGCAGCUGGCACUGCAGCGCCCAGGCAGCUUGAGCGCCUGGACGCGCGCAGCGGCAGAGGUGGGGAAGACACAUGCGUGGGACAUGUCUUUGGCACUGCUGGGCCAAGCACCACGUACCACCUGGGAUGCCACGGCCUGGGAGGUGUUGCUGCAGGCGGCCACCGAGGCGCAGCAGUGGCAGCUAGCCUUGUCGUUGCUGGAGGAGAGCGGCGGCCGUUCCGGCACGGCCUACGCGUUGGCGGCCGAGGCCGCCCUCCGGGCACGCCGCGUCGACGUGGCGUCAGAGCUCUUUAACGCCGUCGCGGCGGGUGCGCACGAGCGUGCACUCACGCGGCUGGUGGUGAGUGCGCCAUCUGUUGGUGACCUGCCCUGGCAAUGGGCACUCUUCAUCUUGGAGAGGAUGGAGGGUCACCAGGUGCCGCUGACCACGUGCAAUGCGAUGAUCAGUGUUUUUGCGAGAUCUGGCCAUUGGCAGAGGGUUUGGAUUCCCGAGCUGUCUGGAUCGGCCUCGGGAGACCAAGCUGAUCGCGUGGCGUCCAGCCGGUCUAGGACACGUCCAGGGCUCCGGUGCCUGGAAGAUGGGGUGAAGUCCUUGGGCUUUUGGGGCGAAACCUGGUUUUUGUUGGACCUUUUGACAGCCUUCGGUCUUGCCGGUAGCAAAUCAAGCCGUUUUGGUGUGACAUCAAGCAGACUCCAGAAGUAUGAGUAUGAGAGAGUUCUUUUAAUAUUCAGAUGCCUCAGUUGCUGGCUGUUCCUCUUGGGCAUGGUGCCAUGA